This is a messenger RNA of Saccostrea cuccullata (small rock oyster), 2689 nucleotides long. Its product is annotated as inhibitor of apoptosis protein-like. The record is from RefSeq and is a predicted model, not a curated record. Gene Ontology annotation, molecular function: cysteine-type endopeptidase inhibitor activity involved in apoptotic process. Gene Ontology annotation, cellular component: cytoplasm; nucleus. The coding region runs from base 136 to 1500 and encodes 454 amino acids. Lineage: Eukaryota; Metazoa; Mollusca; Bivalvia; Ostreida; Ostreidae. The transcript is spliced from 5 exons. Gene Ontology annotation, biological process: regulation of cell cycle; negative regulation of apoptotic process.
CAGGAGAUAAAUAAUCGUUUAAAAGAAGCACUCAUCUUAGCUCCUCCUCAAUGAAAAAGAAUUAAAAAAUAAUGAAAAAGGUAGACAUAGUACAUUGGCUGGGAGAAAGAUUUACUUAAGAUUUGUGAAGUAAAAAUGGAGGAAUCCAACAGUUACAGAUCUAGUGACAUGAGAUAUGAGAGGAAUAGAUUAUCAACAUUUAAAGAUUUCCCAUGUUCUCAGUCGGUCAGUACCCUCCGCUUAGCACAGUCUGGGUUUUACUUUACUGGACGUGGUACUACUUGUCAAUGUCAUUUCUGUGAUUUUGUACAUUGUAACUGGACUAAUGGACUUAUACCCUCCCACUGUGAGCAGAGAAGCUCAAACAUCCCCAUUUGUAUACCUACACCACUAACAGUAUCUUUAGAGAUAGAUAAUGUAUUGCAAUCACUUCAGACAUCUUCUACAGUGUUCAGAUUUGAAGAAAAUAGAAGUAGGGUGUAUGAAUUUUUAAGACUGCCACCAGUUAGUGAAAAUGACUCCCAAUUUCAAAUAUCAUCGACCACAGAGAAUAUCCUCCCACAUCAAGAGACUCCUGGUUCUAUACCACAUAGUGCAGGAGACACUGCUUCUGUAGACAGUAAAAAAGAUUUUGAAUUCUGCACGUCCACGUCCUCUGGGCAGAAAUGCUCUCGUUAUUUGUCACCUAGAAGCAGUAGUUGUCGACCUGUUAGAAGAAGUGUCCAGUCCCCCAGUGAUAGCUCUAGUGGAACAGAAAGUGCAGAAUCAAUGUGUCCCUCAGGAUCAAGACACUCUUCUUCAGAGAGAGAAAGAAAUUUCUCCCUUCCAGGUGCACAUCUUCAAAUAAGCAGAGCUGUGAGGAACUCAUCAGGAAUUCCGCAGACCUACAGAGAACGAUUCUCUACUUUCCGCAACUGGCCUGUCCAAUUACAUCAAACACCUGAGAGAAUGGCAUUGGCUGGUAUGUUCUAUUUAGGUUACAGCGAUGCUGUCCAGUGUUCAUUCUGUGGUGGACAAUUAAGAAACUGGCAAGUGACAGAAGACCCUAGGUCUAAACAUGCACAGGAGUUCCCAAACUGUAGAUUGGUCAGGCAGCAUCAUUCAGAGCCACCUAACCCUGAAGGAGAGGGAAUACAAGGAAAUGGCAUAUUGUCUGAUGAGCAAAUAGCUAGUCUACCAGCCGCAAGGGAAACUCGAGACCUCUCAUUCGAUCAACAAGACAUUGUACAUGCAUGUAGAGAGCUUAGUAACACCCUUGAUUUACGAGAUAUCACAACAGUCAACAUUUUGAAGUACUUCUACGAGGAAAGUGAUACUCAGGAAGAAAGAUUCUCUGCUGAUGACCGUUGCCUGUGUUGUGUUUGUUUUGUCCAAGAUGUAAAGGUAUUGUUCCUGCCUUGUCGUCAUGGAUGUUGUAACGACUGCAGAUGUUCACGCCAACUUGAUUAUUGUCCUCGCUGUGAUAGUUUAAUUAAAUCGAAACUUAAGGUUUAUAUUUAAUUUAAAAAGUAGUUUGUAUUCAAAUUUAUAAAGUUAAUUAACAUACUUACGUAAACCAUGUUCCUCUUCUAACAGUCAAAUAUUGAAUUAUAUUUCAUUGAGGUUUAGGGAUUAACGUUGGAAAUGCAGCUCCUUCAGACUAAAGUUUCUGCCUCAUCCUUAGAUUAUCCCCCAUUUUGUUGUUCGGUGUAUUCUGAAUAAAUUCAUAGAGUACAUUAGCAAGUAUACACUAUUUAGGAAACGCGGUUGGCUCCAAUGCUGGACACAAUGUGGGGAAUGUGUUUGACUAUAAUACUGGUCAUUUGUGUACAUGUCUUUUCUAGACAAAGGGUUAUUUUUGUUAAAAGACCCAUUUUUAAUGCAUGUGUGUGUGUUUGAUAUGUGUAGUUGUGUGUGUUGAAAGUUAUAUUGUUAUUUGUAAGUAAAUGAGUAUGUACAUAUAUCACUAUGGUUUAAUUUUGUAAUAUUAAUCCCAUGAUUUUAUUGUUCAUAUUAUAUUUUUAUCUAGGUACAGUAGUACAUGUAUGACUAUAACUAAAGUUUACUUAAGUUACUAUGUUUGAGUAUUUGUUAAUGCUAUCAAACAAAUUACUGGUAUUAAUGAAUUUCAAAUAUUGAAGUAACUCUCUAUAUAUAAUAUCUUUACAAAAUCAUGGUACAUAGUCUUCAUUGGAAUACUCAACAAGAAUGGACUAUUUCAAUAAACGUACUUAAUUAUGUCUUACUUGAUUUCAAUAUUCUUUUCAGCAUCAAAUAAAUAGUUCUCAAUGAUUCAGUGAUUGUUUUAAAUCAAAGCAAGUUUUUGUUAUUUAAUUACAAAUGACAAAAAUGAAAGUUUUGAUUUUUCAGCAUAUCUAAUGUCAAAGUAAAUAAAAAUUAAGGAAUUCUAUUUUAAAUCAUUGUGAAUAUAAUUUUGUGUGUAGUUCUUAGUGAAAAGAGCGAUAACUCAAUCAUUUUCAAUGGUAUGAGAUAUCAGACUAUAUGUUUCAUUAUAAAAGUUACAUUUGAAUGUUUUUUAACAUGUAUAGCGCAUGUAAAAAUAGACUUAAUGCUAUAACAAUAACUAAAAAAGAAAAACUAAAAAAAGAAAAAGAGGAAUUUAUGUUCAGUAUGACUAACAACUUAGUCUUUGUACAGUAGUAAUUAAUUGAACAAAAUUUUGCAAUGAUUAAACAUGCUUAUUGUUAUA